UAUUCCAACUAAGCAAAACCAAAAGUUCAUAAAGCUGCAAGAAAGAUAGAUAUUGCAGCAGGUAUAAUGAGGAGGGUGCAGACCCACGUUAGCAGAAUUUCAUGAGUGCAAAAGAGACAAUCAGAUAAUACUAUCCUUUUCACUCUUAUGCAAUUCUGCUUUCGAUUUCACGCUUAUGGACUGCACACCCUGCUACAUAGAACUGUGUUGGAUUAUGGUGUGAUUGUAUUUUUACCCAUAUACAAUAUAUAAUAUUACAGUGAGGUUGAAAACAACGUUUGGAAUAAAUUAAUAAUGGACAUUAAAUUUUGUUUCAAGAUUAUGAGUGUUUUGUAAUUAAUAAAAAAUGUCAGUCAAUUUAUAAAAGAUUUAUUUAUGUUUGCUGUAUAGUCAUUACUACAUUUUAGAUUAUAAUUACAACAAUGGGUAAUACAUUAAAUGUUGCAUCUGUAAAUGCAGCGGAUUUGAUAUAUCCAAUCACUGAACAAACUGCACCACACCAUAAAGUUCAUGAGAGAAGAAGUUUCAAUCAAGAAAUUCCUCCUGAGUGUCCUAUGCACAAGGAACAACAACCUAAGAAAAAUGUUAGCGAGUGUCCCAUGAAUCAUGGCAAAGAUUCCGACAUAAAUCCUCUCAAUAUGAUGCCAGCUGCAAACCAACAACCUGCACCAGAUCAGCCGUUUCCUCUGCCGAUUGAGAGACAAAUUUCAACUAUACCAAAGGUUUCUGAAGAAGGCGAAUUCUGGGUCUAUCCCUCGCAGCAAAUGUUUUGGAAUGCCAUGUUGAGAAAAGGUUGGCGGUGGAAGAGUGAUGACUUGUCUCCGAAAGACAUGGAUGACAUUAUUAAAAUUCACAACGCUAACAAUGAACACGCGUGGAUGGAAGUCUUGAAGUGGGAAGCUCUACAUGCUCGCGAGUGCAUGACCCCGAAGCUGAAGAGCUUUGGAGGGAAGGCGAAAGACUAUUCUCCUCGGGCGAGAAUCCGCCACUGGAUGGGGUACGAAUUGCCUUUCGAUCGGCAUGACUGGAUCGUGGACCGCUGUGGCAAGGAAGUGCGAUACAUUAUUGACUACUAUGACGGUGGAUCCAUUGACGACAAGUACACGUUCGCCAUUCUGGAUGUGCGGCCGGCUAUGGACUCUUUCGAGAACAUUUGGGAUCGCAUGAAAGUCACUUGGUGGCGAUGGAGAUACAGUAACGAAGCUGAGCAGUCUGUUCAAUGAGACGUACAUUCUAUCCAUUAUGUAUAAUAAAGAAUAGUAUUUUCGUUGAACCAACCCUCCGAAGAAUUCUACCUCUUCUUCUUUAUUUAUAUUUUUCAUUUUCGACUGUAAACGCCAAAGCACAUUUCGAGUAUUUGAAAGGUUUAAAAUUUAGCUUCAAUUUUAGUCCAAUGUUAAUAAUUGUAGAACCAAUUUGCUAAUAGUUAUUUCUGAAUAGUAAUACAAUCGACUCCUUUGCGCCAAUGAUGCGAACAAAAUGUCAGUUGUAAAGUACAUUCAACCCCAAAGACACUCAAGUCGAAUUGAGAUCAACCUUGGCGCACGGAUUGUCUGAUGGCUAAGGGUACGUCUCCGAAUAUUAAUUUCAUUUGGUGAAUUUUUCUACUUGAAGUAUAAAAAAUUCUAGUGUGAAUAUAACAGGAGAGAAAAGAAUGUCCAAAAAAUGUCUACGAAUAGGGAAAAAUAAUUAAAAAUUGUUCAAUCGGUGAGAAAUACAGAUUUUAAAAAUUUUUUAAACAAA
Leptopilina heterotoma is the source of this 1743-nucleotide messenger RNA. It is a transcript of the gene Cchl, whose product is annotated as holocytochrome c-type synthase. Lineage: Eukaryota; Metazoa; Arthropoda; Insecta; Hymenoptera; Figitidae. The record is from RefSeq and is a predicted model, not a curated record. Gene Ontology annotation, molecular function: holocytochrome-c synthase activity. Bases 423 to 1223 code for a protein of 266 amino acids. Gene Ontology annotation, cellular component: mitochondrion. Gene Ontology annotation, biological process: cytochrome c-heme linkage. The transcript has 4 exons.